Molecule: messenger RNA, 2328 nt
Organism: Cannabis sativa
Lineage: Eukaryota; Viridiplantae; Streptophyta; Magnoliopsida; Rosales; Cannabaceae
Product: protein HOTHEAD
Exons: 6
Coding region: 343-2079 (578 amino acids)
Molecular function (GO): flavin adenine dinucleotide binding; oxidoreductase activity, acting on CH-OH group of donors
Source: RefSeq, a predicted model, not a curated record
UAUAUACAUAUUAAUAAUAUAUUUUCCUGUAUAAAUAAUUAAAUAUUAUGCAUGCAUUUUUUAUUUUCUUGGAUCUUUGAGGACUUUGUUAUGUACGUGAUUAACUUUGUGGUCUUUAAUCGUUUCGAGAUAUAUAUCAACAAACAAUGAAAGCAAGAAGAAAUCUUUGUGCCCCUCAAAGUUAUCGCCGUUGAGAUCGUCAAAUUCACCUCUCUCUCUCCCUUUCUACUUAUCUGAAUUCAUUUGUAUAUAUAAUAAGCUGACAAAGCUACCAAGCUUCAUUAUCCAACUACUCAAAUUAUUAAUAACGCUUAAUUAUUAUCUUAUUAUAUCUAAUUACAAAUGGAUGUUGGACGGUGGAGAUUCCUUGCAGCUCUUCUUCCUCCGAUAAUUAUUUUGUUUUUUUCUGCAUUUUGUAGCUCUGAAAGAGGACCCAACUAUAGUUUCAUGCACAAUGCAACGGUAGCUCCAGCAGUAUCAUAUUACGACUACAUAAUUGUGGGAGGUGGCACGGCGGGGUGUCCUUUGGCGGCGACUCUGUCACAGCAUUACAAUGUGUUGUUGCUUGAACGAGGUGGAUCCCCUUAUGGCAACUCCAACAUCACCAACCUAUCUGCCUUUGGCGCCGCCCUAUCUGACCUCUCUCCCACCUCCCCCGCCCAACGCUUCAUCUCCGAGGAUGGCGUCAUCAACUCACGCGCCCGUGUCUUGGGUGGCGGCAGCUGUCUCAAUGCCGGCUUCUAUACACGCGCCGCCCCUGAUUAUGUUAGGGCAGCAGGAUGGGAUGGGCGGCUGGUGAACGAGUCGUACCGGUGGGUGGAGAGGGUGGUGGCGUUCAAGCCGCCAAUGGGACGGUGGCAGAGGGCGGUGAGGAACGGUCUAUUGGAGGUAGGGGUUGGGCCCUACAAUGGGUUCACUUUUGACCAUAUAACUGGCACAAAGGUUGGAGGCACUAUCUUUGACAGGGAGGGUCAUAGGCACACUGCUGCUAACUUACUUCAAUAUGCCAACCCCACAGGCCUCACUGUCCUCUUGCAUGCUCCUGUUCAUAAGAUCCUCUUUAGAAUUAGAGGGAGAGCAAGGCCCAUGGCCCACGGAGUGAUCUUUAGAGACUCAGAAGGGAACCGACACAAAGCUUACCUAAGAAAUGGGCCCAAUAACGAGGUUAUCAUAUCCUCUGGGGCACUUGGAAGCCCACAACUUCUAAUGCUCAGUGGAGUGGGCCCAGCACAGCAUCUUCGGGCCCAUAACAUCACCCUGGUGUUGGAUCAGCCCAUGAUUGGCCAAGGAAUGUCAGACAAUCCCAUGAAUGCAAUCUUUGUCCCAUCUCCUUCCCCUGUAGAGGUUUCACUCAUUGAAGUAGUUGGCAUCACCAGCUUUGGUAGCUACAUUGAAGCCGCCGGUGGUGAGAACUUCGCUGGUGGUACCGGAAGAGAUUAUGGGAUGUUUUCUCCUAAGAUAGGGCAACUUUCUACUGUGCCACCAAAACAAAGAACCCCAGAAGCCUUAGCCAAAGCUAUACAGCUAAUGGAUAGUCUUGUGGAUGCAGCCUUUAUGGGAGGCUUCAUUCUUGAAAAAAUCAUGGGCCCAGUAUCGACCGGGCACUUGGAGCUCCGAACCCGAAACCCGAAUGAUAACCCGAGUGUGACAUUUAACUAUUUUAAAGAGCCCUUAGACUUACAAAGAUGUGUACAAGGCAUUCAAAUCAUAGAAAAGAUAAUAGACUCAAAAUCAUUUUCUAGUUUCAGAUACGAUUACAUGUCAGUGCCUACAUUGCUGAACAUGACAGCCAGUUCACCUAUAAAUUUGUUGCCUAAACAUGUCAACUCAUCAACUUCUUUGGAGCAGUUUUGUAAGGACACAGUGAUGACCAUAUGGCAUUACCAUGGAGGUUGCCAAGUUGGUAGGGUUGUUGAUACAGAUUAUAAGGUUCUUGGAGUUGAUGCCCUAAGAGUUAUUGAUGGUUCUACUUUUAAUUACUCUCCUGGAACCAAUCCUCAGGCCACUGUUAUGAUGCUUGGAAGGUACAUGGGAAUGAAGAUAUUAAGUGAGAGACUUGCUAUGGAGGAGUCAAAGUGAUCAUUCAAUAUGUUUUCUAUUUGAUGUUAAGCUUCAAGAUUACAGUACUUAUAUAUUUAACUUGAAUGGUUCCAACAAAAAAAUUGGUACCUUUUACAUAACAAAAUAUGUUUAGUUUUACCAUCUAAUGAAUCCAUUAUAUAUGAUAGCUAGUAUAUUUGCUACUACCAAAUAUAUUUGAUGAGAAUAUUAAUACUUUUUGUACUGAUUACAUUACAAAAUGGAACAAGUCAAAGUAUUUGAAUUUCA